Macrobrachium nipponense is the source of this 4900-nucleotide messenger RNA. RefSeq lists its product as uncharacterized. The transcript is spliced from 2 exons. Gene Ontology annotation, biological process: G protein-coupled receptor signaling pathway, coupled to cyclic nucleotide second messenger; chemical synaptic transmission. The coding region runs from base 1 to 1386 and encodes 461 amino acids. Gene Ontology annotation, molecular function: neurotransmitter receptor activity; G protein-coupled serotonin receptor activity. Gene Ontology annotation, cellular component: dendrite; plasma membrane. Lineage: Eukaryota; Metazoa; Arthropoda; Malacostraca; Decapoda; Palaemonidae. The record is from RefSeq and is a predicted model, not a curated record.
AUGCUUAGGCCUAAUAAUCAGUGUUGCAAAAGUCAUGACAUAAUCACAGCAGUGCCGAUCAAAUUCGGUAUAUACUACGCCAUCCUCCUGGCCCUCUGUGGAUUCCUGGUGCCCCUGUUUGUCCUCAUCUGGAUAUACGUCCGAAUGUACAGGGCAGCCCAAAGAAACUCGGCUAGGACGAGAAGACACAGCCUGGGCCACAACCCGAAUGAAAUCAUUAUACCCGAGUGUCCCUCCACCCCAGAUUCAGGGAACCAGAACUCUGUCCGGUGUAAGACUCGACUCCACAGGCGUCGCUCUUCCAACACCAGCAUCUCCUCGCUCUUCUUCAGAGAGGAAGGGCGGGCUGUCAAGACUGCUGUUAUCGUGAUUGCCUCCUUCAUUGCGUCCUGGUUCCCCUACUAUGUGUUCAGGAUCUGCGAGGCCGGAGGUUGGAUCAAGGAUGUCCCGUACAUAGACGAGAUAAUCAACUAUGUGGCGCUCUCCUCCUCCUGCACAAUGCCUUUCAUUUACGUGUACCGGAACGAGACAGCCAGCAAGGAAGCCUUAAAAAUCAUAUGCUGGUGGCGGCCUCCCAGCCCGGCCACCCCAGCUUUCUCGAGGUCCUCGCUCCACCCGAAACUGGGAAAUGGCCAUCCACCAACACCGGUUCGAAUCAUAGAGCCCGACACAGCAUCACUGUACAGCUACGCCACGGAGUGUGGAGCCUGCGGUCACAAUCAGCUGGUGUGUUCUUUGAGGAACGGCAGGCCUGUCACGUCUCCGCUCCCACCUGAGCCUAGGAGGACCAGCCCUAGGCGAGAGAGUACAGUUUCCUUCAAGCUGACGCCCAUGGACAGGCCAUCCUCUCGCUGUCGUCAGUGUCUGAGGCAAGACUCUGCUUCCUCGGCAUCAUCGGAUGACCCUCUACUGAACGAGUGUUUCCGCCAUCACAGAGCCUCUAAUCCAUCAGUUAGAUGGACCAGACCAAGGAUGUCUAAUGGGUCUGUUGCCACCAGAAGUGACUCUCUGGCAUCAACUAAUUCCUCAGUGCUCAGUGCAGGGUUACAAAGGUGGCCUAUGAGGCGUUAUUCUACUGUGUCAACAGACAGUGGAGGCACCAUCACCAGACGAAGCGCCAUCGAAGACCUGGAAGAAGAGUCUUCUCAAGGGCGGCUGAACCCAGGCCAGAGAUCCCUCUUCUUGGAGAGUGAAGAAGACUCUUAUGAGGCUAGUGGUAACCAGCCAGAGAUCCACGGUUACGCCAACCCAUUCAGACACCCGCGCCUGAGUCAUCGGCAGGAGUCCAUUGGUUCCUCUGUCAGGUUUAUCUGGGAGAUCGAAGAGGGCGAUGGCCUGGAUGAUGAUUCUACAGAACCUGAAGGGCACGACGUUCCAAUUAGGUGACCUUUAGCCAGGUCACCAUCCCUCAUGAACUUGGCCAAAGUCUGUCAAACAGACGAUUCUGUGGAAUCUUCCCGACUGACCACAUGGAGGAUGUCAGUGUAAAUAACUCAUAAUGUCUUUUGUAUUCAGUUCCAAUUUCUAUGUGAUCUCAUUUACCUAAUAAGCAAGAUACUAGGACAUUGUGAAAAGCAAGUAUAUAAUGAAAAUAAGUAUAUAUAUAUAUAAUUAUGUAUAUGGAUAUAUGUCUUUCCGAGCUUCAAGCUUCUAAUAUAUAUAUUACACUACAUAUACAUCUUACAAGCACACGAAAAGAGUAUAUAAAUUCUCCAUACUAAACAAACAUGUAGAUCCAAGAAGCCUAACUGCACGUUUAGAUGCUUAGGCCUAAUAAUCAGUGUUGCAAAAGUCAGACCAGUCAUUAGACCUACUCUAGGUUGCACCCGUUGUUCCCUUACAGCGAGCAUGACCCAAACCUUCCCCAGAAGGACCUAGACGACACAAGAUAACUCUUCAAAACCAGAAUGUGCUGAUGUAAAUAGUUUUCAUUAUAUUUUUUACCGACGCUUCGUAUUUAAGUAAUGUGAUACGAUGGAGCUAUAUAUAUAUAGGCCUACACUUGCUAAUUUAUUCCUUCUGUUUCUAGUCAGAGUUUCUAGUCCAGAGUAAGAGAAAAUAAGAAUAUAAAAGGAAAAAUUUGGGCAUAAUACAUAUCACUCAGGCAAAACAAAAGUGUAAACAUGAAUGAUGAAUAAUCCCUUAACAAAAACGUGCGUUGAAAGUUGUGACAACCAGGUGCUGUUAACUGUUAUAGAUAUAAAAGAGGAGGAGAUUGUCCAAUCUUAGACCUAUGUAAGACGGUAGUGAUGAUUUCCUGUGAUAAACGAACCUUAUAAAAUGCCUCUUGGGGGGAACUGGGGAAAGAGAGUAAUGAUUACAUCAAUUAUCUGUCUGAUCUCCCUCCGGAAAUAGGACCUUCAACCGCCCUCUCUGUAGUCAACUUUGAAUGCCCUUCUUCCUACUAGCUUCUGUGGGACCUUUGGUUUGCAAGAGGCGUCUUCUGCUAGACUCAGUGAUAUGAUAUUUAAGUAGCAGUUACAUGCGGCCUCUUUGUGUCCUGUGCUUCAGAUUUCUUCUGCUACUUCCUUUCUUCAUCUUCUUCUCUCUCAGUUGCAAAAGGCAGUCGUGGCAAAAGGUCUUCGAUGAUGUGACCGCAAAGGGGAGACGCGGGAACAUCACACAGGACAGCCAGCGAGAUGCUUUUAACCGCUUGACAGAUCCGUUUGUUUUCUUAGACCUACGACGUCCUUGAAGUGUGAGAACAUUAGCCGUUGAAAGGGGCUCUCAUCUCUAUUUCUCUACUUCUCUAUCUCUAUCUUUCUUUUUUUUCAUUUAACGGGCUUUAGCGCGAACGAUAGAAGAAUGUCCUUGUCUUCCAUUCAGCUGUGAGGGGUUGAAGCAAUGAGGAGACGAACGCGAUGCACAGAAAAGAUUAUAUUACUCAUCGUUCAGUAUUUCCGAAAGCUGCAGAUCUCUAGAUGGAUGAAAGCUUAUAUUAAUCUCACUACAAAGUUACUUAAAUGGAACUUUGGAACCUUUGGAAAGUGCAAAAAGUUCCCAUCAACGGCUUUUCCCCCUUCAAACCGUCGGCGUAGGCCUACUAUACCACCAGUUACCCAUUCCAACCCCACACCCAAAAGAGAGAGAGUUUUUUUUUUUUUAUAAAAAGUGCCACCAAAGGCAGUUAGAAACGCUUAAACGCAUAGCUUAUGUCUGUCUGAUGUUAUUUAAGGCCCUUGCAGGCGUGGAAGCUUUGAGAGCCGGCUGUACUAUCCAUGAAAUAGUACUAAUCCUCCGGUAGUAUUCUGUUUGGUAUCCAAAAAGGAGUUGCUAAGCGAAGCUUUCGCACCUGCGCAAUGGCCUUUCCCACACUUGUAGGCCUACUUACUUAAUAGGAUGUUAUGAACUCCCAUCAACACGGUAAAGUUGGUGACUUUUUCCUUCUAUAUAUAUACAAUUGUCACAGAUAUUCUGUGGUUCAGUUGCCAAAGUAUCAUUAAACUAUUUUUAUUGUUUAUUUUACGACCUAGGAUUUGUCCUUAGAGAGAAAAAAGACAAGAGAUAUGUACAAAGCUAUGUAAAUCUAGACCAUGUGUUGCUUUUAACAACCGAGUGAUGUUAUUGACAGUGUUUGUUCAGCGGCGGGAACUACCGGUGGCGUUCUCUAUGACGAGUUUCUUUUAUUUUGUUCACAUUUUUCAGUUACAGACCUACAUAUAAACACUCAAAAGUGCGUAUAUUACAAUUAUCUAACAUCUUUUAAAACUUGGCUUGUAUACUUUUAGUUCAAAUUGUUAAAAAUAGUGUAGAAUAAAACUAAAACAACAGUUUAUCGACGUACGCGUAUACGAAGCUCUUGGUAGUCUAAUGACGAUUACACAUCCGAAACUGUUGCUAUUCCUAUAUGCCUGAUAUUAGAGGUUUCAUUAAAAAUUAUAAAGGGAAUGUGAGCCACGUUUACGUUCAUCAUCUUGUAGUAAUUAAAUUAUCAGAUUUCAGCUGUUGCUAUACAUAUUCCUUCGUUAAUGCCUUUGAUUAACUUUAGAGUAAAAUUUCCAAAAGCAAACCAAAGUUAAAAUGUGGCGAAGCGAAUGUGCUGGACGAGUUCAAUCACCUCUUGAAGCUCGAAUGAAACAGCUGACUCGUCAAAAUAAAAUUUUCCGUAAUAAGAUUUCACUCCUAGACGAUGGCUAUGUUCAUUACUAAAGCAUAGUGGCUCAUUCAAUAAAACUUUAUUUUAUGGAAAUUUUUAAGAGAAAGCGUUAAUUGCAUCAGUCUGUAGAGAGCAUGAAUGAUAAUUUGCUAGUCACAUUCCAGGAAUCACCAGAUGACUUGUAUAGACCUAGGUGUCUUGUUCAGCUGCUGGAUUUGAUAGGCUCAGAAAAAAAGGAACGUUGGUAAUUUUGAAACAUCCUCUGGAGAAAAAAAUAUUAACGUAUGUCAAGUAAUGAAUAAACUAGAAGAAAAAAAUAUUUAACGUAUGUCAAGUAACGAAUAAACUAAAAGAAAAAAAAAUUGUCAAACAUUGCCAUGUCUCUUACGAAGAAUGACUUCUGAACAUUGCCAUUGAGGAUAUCAAAACUGCGUAGAAGCUACAGCAACAUAUGGAGAACAUUUCAAAUAAUUGCACUCACAGUUACACACACACACACACACACACACACACACACACACACGCGCGCACACACUUACAUUGCACCCGCUUCUGCCACACUAUUUAAUUACCUGCUAACUACUUUUAACCAGCUUAAAACUGGCUUACAGAAGAAAACUCUGUCUAAAAACCAAAGAAGAUAAUUUUCCAAUUCCGUGUCGUUGAGAACGCUCCCGGUAAACAAACAGCCGGCCGAACACCCCUCCAUUUAAAACCAGCGUUGUUGAGAGCUGUCUAAUAAAGCAAUUGCAAAAAGUGUUCUCUACUAAUCCGCUACAUAUUAAUAAAAGUGUAUUUUCUCAA